GAAACUCGCAGGACGAUAGCCGAGCGGUCCGCUCUGCAAAGUGUCGAGAGGAUGUUUUGGUGCUACGGUUUUCUGAGUUUCCUCCUUCUCGGAGACACAUACGGAGAUGUUUCUAAAAGCAGAGAGCGACGCCAAAUCUCACCACCAAACGGUCAAGUGAUAGACAACAUUUUUAAAAUUCCGAUCACAGCGAUCAAGCAGACCGCCGCUGUCGCCCAAGCUUUCUCGCCGGAGAACACGCAUAUGAUAGACUCUGUUUUUAAGAUCCCCGUCUCGACUCUAGAAGCUGUCGGCACUCUCGUGAAAUCUACAGCAGAGCAAAGGCGACAAAAUGCGGAGGAUAUCCAAAGGAAUCGUCAGGAGCGAAGAGAUCGAUUACUGGCCAGAAAAGAGCAGAAGUGGAAGCGAAAGGAGGAAUUCCAGAAUCAACGAUUGCAGCAGCAACAAUUGAAGAGAGUUGUCAGGCAUAAAGAUCCAUUCGGACUUGACGCGUUGAGCGAUCUUCUGGUUGGACAUCACGGGCUUCUUAGUGGUAGUGGAUUUUUGGGACACCAUCCUGAAUUAGGUGGUAUACAUCAAGGCGGCCACAGACAUCGCAAAGGUCACGGCUUUCAUGGUUCUCAUGAUAAUAUUGGACUGACGGGUAAUCGACCGCAGAAUACCUACGAAGUCUACGAAGACGUCAACGAAGACACAUCUUUUUCCUGGCACGGUAUAACCGCCGGCGUCGGUAGUUUCUUUGGUACACGACCUUCUAGCAGCACCAUCAAGAUUGAGAACAAAGUAGCUCCCAAAGAGAAGAAGGAGAAAACACCCAUAUACUCGAGCAAUGACGUAAAUCUUUACAACAAAAUCGCCAAGAUUAAAAGUAAGCCGGAGCGCGGAGAUCCGCCGUUAGAAAACAAAAUUGCGCCAAGAAGUGGAAAAGUGACAUUUGUGUAAUAAUAAUGUAAAUAUGUAUGAAAAUAUGUAGUGCUAGGUGUAAUUUUUAUUUUAUAUGACAAAUUUUUGUCGUUUC
This is a messenger RNA of Dinoponera quadriceps, 1018 nucleotides long. RefSeq lists its product as uncharacterized. The transcript is spliced from 5 exons. NCBI's taxonomy places the organism in Eukaryota, Metazoa, Arthropoda, Insecta, Hymenoptera, Formicidae. Bases 52 to 942 code for a protein of 296 amino acids. The record is from RefSeq and is a predicted model, not a curated record.